This is a messenger RNA of Anisakis simplex (herring worm), 411 nucleotides long. The record is from the annotation of a GenBank genome assembly. NCBI's taxonomy places the organism in Eukaryota, Metazoa, Nematoda, Chromadorea, Rhabditida, Anisakidae.
UCAUACUGUAAUAACGCCGAUUUCUACAACGAUCCAUCAACGGGCUAUUGGGGUUGGAUGUUUGUGAUGUCGAAAGCACCUGAACUUGGCGACACGCUCUUUUUGGUACUGCGUAAAAGACCGGUUAUUUUUAUGCAUUGGUAUCAUCAUGCGCUAACGUUCCUCUACGCACAAGUUACAUACUCAGAAAAACAAGCAUGGUGUCGAUGGAGUUUAGCGCUCAACCUAUCUGUCCAUACCAUUAUGUACUUUUAUUUCGCCAUUCGCGCACUUCACUUCAAAACACCACGUGCCAUUGCACAGUUCAUAACAACGAUACAAAUUGUACAAUUCGUCAUUAAUUGCUACAUUUUCGCUCAUUUGUUCUACAUCAAGUACACCGAUUCAAUACCGGAGUGUCAAGUGGCGUAA